Molecule: messenger RNA, 2305 nt
Organism: Owenia fusiformis
Lineage: Eukaryota; Metazoa; Annelida; Polychaeta; Sabellida; Oweniidae
Source: the annotation of a GenBank genome assembly
CCCGAGGCUUAAUGCACAGAUUGCGUCCAAUCAUUAUGCAAUCAGGAAUUUAUCAUCAAAAAUUAAUAAACAUGAUAUCAAUACAAUUAAAAGUGGUACAACUCAGUAGUUUUAAUUUCAAAUAGUUAGUGUAAGUGCUUGGAAAAACAAAAACGAUGAACAACAAAUAUAUGUUGAAACUCACAUUUUUAGUGAUUUUAUUCGUGGUUGUAAUGCUUUUUGUUAAUCAAAAUAACACGAGCCAUUAUAAAAAACAUGUUCUCCGUCAAUACGAGGAUGAUACCAGCAUUGGAGGUGGUCGUCCAAUUAAAACUGAACUUGAAGACACGGAACUUCAAUUGCUCAAAUUGUUACUCAAAGCACGAGAAAGGAAAUCUGGUGUAAAGCACAAUCUUCAUAAACCUCAAUUUCAAGACACAAAGCAACAUCUUUUGAAAUCGUUACUUCAAAAUGAGAAAAUCAAAGAAAAGGAAAUAAACAAUGAUCCUUACAAAGACAAAACUUUAGACGUUUCGGAUCAAGGUGCAGUAAAUAUGGAUAUUCUUCCGAGCAAGCAUAAAGUACGGGUGGGCCUGAGUGGUCAAACUCCAGUACCUACAAUUUCCCCAACUACAGGGCCACCAAAAUCAUUGAAUGAUUUACCAAUCAAGGAAGCACUAAAAUGUAAACAUUUCACAAAUCCAAUGCCAGAAAGAGUACAAAGGAAAUAUGAUUCAGAAACUCCAGUUGAAUUUUUUGAUUUGAAGUUUAAUAACACAUAUAUUGAUAACUUCGACUAUUACCAUACAGCAGAUGGGCUAUGUAAGCUGGAGAAGGGCGAUGAUAAGAAAUUGAUGAUUGUCGUGGUAUUAAGUGACACGUCAGAAGGAUCGGCGUCCUUCAGGUAUGCGAUUCGAGAAACAUGGGGAGGUGUCCGGAGACUGUUUGGCUGGUCGCUACGUUUUGCCUUCAUCAUGGGAGAAAAUAAAGAUCUUCAGAGGAUGUCCAAAAUUGCAACUGAAAGUGAAGUGUAUGGUGACAUCGUCCAAGGCAGGUUUGAUGAUACUUAUUUGAACAUAACUGAUAAGACAAUUGCAUCAUUCCGAUGGACACAAGAGCACUGCUCAAAUGCAAUCUACAUGAUGAGAAUCACGCAAGACACAGUGCUGAACCCACAGAAACUGAUAGGUUGGGCAAAUGAAUUCUAUAACCACAACUCUACUGAUAUGAGAUUGUAUUUCGGUGCUCCACUUAGAGGGAGUCCAAUAAUAUAUGAUCAAAAUCAUAAAAAUAGAAUUAUAUCCCAAGUCAAAUGGCCGAAAGAUUAUUACCCGGCAUAUCAUUCCGGUUGCGGGUUUCUCUCAUCGCUGACGUUUGUCCGAGAUGUGAACGCGAUGUUCUGCAGAACUCCCAUAACGGCACCAGACGAUGGCUACGUAGGCGCUAUUGCUGAAGCUCUUGGUGUUACCAUAUAUGAGCAUCCGCUAUUUCCUGCACAUUUCGCAUACCUUAACAAGGAAACUCGAGGAACUAUAAAUCCAGAGUCUACAUUUGUACAUUUUGUAGCAUCGUUUCGACCGGAGGACAUUUAUGAUGUUAUGGUGGAUGUUUACCAGACCAUUAGUGGGUAUACCGGUCCACCUUCUAAUACUAGUAGUAUGACACAGAAACACGAGGUUGUCUUGUAGCAUAUUAAAAAAUUAUUAAAUCACAAAUUCACUAGGGACAGAGGCAAUGAGCGACAUAGAGAUAUUUCAUACACCCGGGCAUACAUCACACGCAUCAAUCUUAAACCUGUGUGAAGGAAUUUAGAUAAAGCUUGUUUGAGAAAUACAAUCCAUGAAAUUUUCUAUUUCUGAUUUCUGAAGUUUCACUAUAUAUCUUGCUACAACAGAUUCAGUUCAGCAACCGUACAGUCAUUAUACUAUAAUAAUAAAUACUGUGAAAUCAAUUAAAUUGUGUAUCAACUCUCAAUGUACAUCUGUGUAUCAAAUCGUAAUGAUCUAGAUACAAAUUGUACACGCAGAUGGUAUCAGACUGUUCAGUUUUCUGAUUACUUCAGUAUUAUAUCAAUAGAAUUCCUCAAUCGAAUAUACGUAUUAAUCAAAAUCUUUCAUCAACUGUUUCAAAUUAAACAUAAAUCAAUAUUAAUUUACUUUGGGGUCAGCUCAAACCAUUGAACAAUUUCAGAAGUUUACAAUUUUGAACAAAAUCCCCGCCACCGACAAGGACAUUUGGGACAGCCAUCUUGGUUUGAUGCUAAAUUGAUUUAGUAUUUCGACUCAUAUAUACACGUGCCAGUACUAUGUGUAUAAUGUAAAGUCAA